Messenger RNA from Myxocyprinus asiaticus (Chinese sucker), 3863 nucleotides. It is a transcript of the gene nek8, whose product is annotated as NIMA-related kinase 8. The transcript has 14 exons. Gene Ontology annotation, biological process: protein phosphorylation. Lineage: Eukaryota; Metazoa; Chordata; Actinopteri; Cypriniformes; Catostomidae. The coding region runs from base 38 to 1975 and encodes 645 amino acids. The record is from RefSeq and is a predicted model, not a curated record. Gene Ontology annotation, molecular function: protein kinase activity; ATP binding.
UUGUCUAGCAACAGGAGUGUUUAAGAAGCCAGCAAAGAUGGAGAAGUACGAGAAGAUUAAAGUGGUCGGCAGAGGAGCUUUCGGGAUAGUGCAUCUUUGUCGGAGACGCACUGAUGGUGCGCUGGUGAUCUUGAAGGAAAUCCCAGUAGAGCAGAUGACGCGUGAUGAACGUCUUGCAGCUCAGAAUGAAUGCCAAGUCCUCAAGUUACUGAACCACCCUAACAUAAUUGAGUAUUAUGAAAACUUCCUUGAGGACAAGGCACUCAUGAUUGCAAUGGAAUAUGCACCAGGUGGAACCCUGGCAGAUUACAUACAGAAACGCUGCAACUCUCUAUUAGAUGAGGAUACCAUAUUACACUUCUUCGUACAGAUCUUACUGGCCCUUUAUCACGUUCACAAUAAACUCAUCUUACAUCGGGACCUCAAAACCCAGAACAUUCUCCUUGACAAGCACCAGAUGAUAGUAAAAAUAGGUGACUUUGGAAUCUCAAAAAUUCUUGUCAGCAAGAGCAAAGCUUACACCGUUGUGGGGACACCAUGUUAUAUCUCCCCAGAACUGUGUGAAGGAAAGCCAUACAACCAGAAGAGCGAUAUUUGGGCCCUAGGCUGUGUACUUUACGAGCUUGCUAGUCUCAAGAGAGCUUUUGAGGCUGCAAACCUGCCAGCCUUGGUGCUGAAGAUCAUGAGUGGCACCUUUGCCCCCAUCUCAGAUCGUUACAGCCCAGAGUUGAGGCAGCUAAUCCUUAACAUGCUGAAUCUGGAUCCAUCCAAACGACCCCAACUCAAUGAGAUAAUGGCCCAUCCCAUCUGCAUCAGACCACUGCUCAAUCUCUACACUGACAUAGGCAACGUCAAAAUGCGCAGAAUUGAAAAGCCACUAUCUACUGUACAGGCAGGCCCUCAUGGGAGACCUGGUGGAUGGGUAACCAGUACCAGAAGCAGGGGUGGGCUGUCCAGUCUAACUUCAACAAAGAUGAUGCACCCAUUGCCUUUAUCUUCUGUUUACACCUGGGGCAGUGGCAUUUCCACUCCUCUGCGUCUACCCAUGUUAAACACAGCGGUUAUCCAGGUGUCCUUGGGCCGCACCCAGAGGAUGGGUGUCACCAAAUCUGGGAGGCUCAUAACUUGGGAGGCCCCUUCGGUUGGAUCUGGUGAGCCCACGUUGCCUGGUUCUGUUGAGCAGAUGCAGCCCCAGUUCAUCUCACGCUUCCUUGAGGGACAGUCUGGUGUCACGAUAAAAUCUGUCUCAUGUGGUGACCUCUUUACCACCUGCUUGACAGACAGGGGUAUAAUCAUGACGUUUGGAAGCGGAAGCAAUGGUUGCCUUGGACAUGGCAAUUUCAAUGAUGUGACACAGCCCAAGAUAGUGGAGGCUCUCCUGGGUUACGAGUUAGUUCAAGUGUCUUGUGGAGCAUCUCAUGUACUGGCAGUCACCAAUGAGCGAGAGGUCUUCUCCUGGGGGAGAGGAGACAGUGGUCGGCUAGGUUUAAGCACUCAAGACAGCCAUAACUCCCCACAGCAGGUGAGUUUGCCGGCUGAUUUUGAAGCCCAGCGUGUGCUGUGUGGGGUGGACUGUUCCAUGAUUACAAGCAUACAGCACCAGAUUCUGGCCUGUGGGAACAACAGAUUUAAUAAACUGGGCUUGGACAAGGUCUCUUUCACAGAGGAGCCCCCGUCCCACUGUCAGGUGGAGGAGACCCACACGUUCCAGCCCGUCCAGUCAGCUCCUCUAAAUGUUGAGAAGAUUGUUUAUAUAGACAUCGGAACAGCACACUCUGUCGCAGUCACAGAGAAAGGUCAGUGUUUCACCUUCGGCAGUAACCAGCAUGGGCAGCUGGGAUGCAGUUCCCGCAGAACCAGUCGAGUGCCCUAUCAAGUCCCAGGACUGCAGGGGAUCACCAUGGCUGCAUGUGGGGAUGCGUUCACGCUGGCUAUUGGAGCAGCAUCGUUACAGAAAUACCUGACAGAACUAUGAAACCAGCAAUCCAGCUCCUCCGCCAACGUCAGGGGAAUCGUCCCCUGGAGGAUUACGUGGAGGACUUUUGCGCUCUGGCCUGCCAGGUGGACUUUAAUGAGGUUGCCCUCAAAGACUGUUUUCAAUUUGGACUGAAUGAGCCCAUCUCUUUUCUUAUGCCAUGCGGUCAGAGCACCCACAGCCUGGCUCAAUAUAUCGACUUCGCCCUGCAGAUUAUUGGUUCCAAGUUCACUGUGGGGGAGGCGGAUGCCGAGCCAGGGUUCCACGACAUGGCCGCCGAGCCAGGGUUCCACGACAUGGCCGCCGAGCCAGGGUUCCACGACAUGGCCGCCGAGCCAGGGUUCCACGACAUGGCCGCCGAGCCAGGGUUCCACGACAUGGCCGCCGAGCCUGCUCCAUGCCACGUCACAGCCACGCCUGAGCCUGCUCCAUGCCACGUCACAGCCACGCCUCAGCUGCUCCAUGCCACGUCACAGCCUGCUCCAUGCCACGUCACAGCCACGCCUGAGCCUGCUCCAUGCCAUGUCACAGCCACGCCUGAGUCUGUUCCAUGCCAAGUCAUGGCCAAAUCUGAGCAGUUGGACCUGGAGAUGGUUCCCGCCCUUGUACCCACCCUUAGUUCUCCUGAGCAGGCAAGGGGAACUUUCAACCCUCCGACCCCACCUGGAUCUCCGAGUCCUGGACAUCAUCGUCUUCAUCAUUGUCUUUGCCAGCAUUGUUACAGAAAUACCUGACCGAACUAUGAAACCAGCAAUCCAGGUCCCCCGCCAAUGUCAGGGGAAUUGUCCCCCGGAGGAUUACGUGGAGGACUUUUGCGCUCUUUUCUGCCAGAUGGACUUUAAUGAGGUUGCCCUCAAAGGUUGUUUUUGAUUUGGACUGAAUGAGCCCAUCUCUUUUCUGAUGCCAGGCGGUCAGAGCACCCACAGCCUGGCUCAACAUAUCGACCUCGCCCUGCAGAUUAUUGGUUCCAAGUUCACUGUGGGGGAGGCGGAUGCCAAGCCAGGGUUCCACGACAUGGCCGCCGAGCCAGUGUUCCACGACAUGUCACAGCAAUGCCUCAGCCUGCUCCAUGCCAUGUCACAGCAACGCCUCGGCAGUUUAUGUUCAUGUUUAUAGUUAGGGUUUAUUGGUUCUCACUUUAUGUAAAUUAAAUUUCACUUGGGUUCUUCUAUUCAUCGUCAUCAUCUUCAUCAUUGUCUUUGCCAGCAUCGUUACAGCAGUUCAUUGUAUUUCAUGUUUGAUUUAAAGGACAUUUUUGUUCCUUUUUGUAUGAUAUAAUUUUUGGUACUGCGUUGGGUCACUAAAAUCUUUGUUGUGAAGCAAAACUGAACUAAAACAGUUCAAAAUAAUGGUAAUCCAAACCGGAUUCAUUUUUAUACAUAUAUAUACAGUGUAUAUAUGUUUUUUUUUUUUAAAUCAGUAGAAUUAGGGCAUGCAAUACUUUCUUUCGACAUUAUAUCAUAGACAAGGCUGCUGUCACGGCAGUAAUAUCAUCAGUCACAGAAUGUUUUAUGGGGGCAGGUAGGUUAAUUAAUGUGACAUGUGGGUAAAGGUCAGCGUGUAACCCCGACUGUGUCCUACAGGCUUAGAGGACUCUGAAGACCUUUAUUGUUUCAUGUUGUCUUUGUUCAUUCAUGAUUCUCACAGGAUCUGACAUGCAGAGAAACAGAAAGACAAAGAUGUCAUUCAGUCUUGUUCAAUGUAUACGGUGCUCAGACUUGUAAGUAAAUUGUCUGUUCCCUCAUUUUGUAGAGGGGGAGGUGUACACCUGGGGUAAAGGGGCACGUGGUCGACUUGGAAGGAAAGAAGAGGACUCUGGGAUACCAAAAGCAGUGCAACUCGACGAGAGCCACCCGUUCACUGUCACAUCAGUGGCCUGUUGCCAUGG